CAGCAUCUUCCAGUCCUGAUUAUGCCCUCGCAGCCACCCGCUUUUGGUUUUCAUCCACUCUAGUGGCCCGUGAGAGGCCGGUGCCUGCUCUCGCGCGGCCCUGAUGACAGCCCUCCGACCCCUGGGCCCAGGCUGCUGGGUGUUCUUGAGCGCCGGAGGCUCCACAAACCCAGGCUCGGCAAGGGGAGGUGGCUGGCCCGCCGCCGGGGCUGGCAGUUCCCAUGGCGCCGCCUCUAGCCCCGCUCCCCGCCUUAGAACCAAACGGGGCCGGGUCCGAGUGGAGGAAGCCCUGGGCCGUGAGAUUCGCGGACGUGGCCGUGUACUUCUCUCCGGAGGAGUGGGGGUGUCUGCGGCCAGCGCAGAGGGCCCUGUAUCGGGACGUGAUGCGGGAGACCUACGGCCACCUGGGCGCGCUCGGAGUCGGAGGCACCAAGCCGGCGCUCAUCUCCUGGGUGGAGGAAGAGGCUGAACUGUGGGGUCUGGAUGCCCAGGAUCCGGAGGUGGCGAAGUGUACGACAGAAGCGGACCCAGAUUCCAGAAACAAGGAAGAGAAAAGACCAAGGGAAGGGACUGAAGCACUGGAGAAGACCCUUCCGGUGGCUGCCCGGCCUCUUGGGCUGAAGGCUCCCCAGCUCCCCUCUGCUGGGUUCCCUUAUGGUUUGGAGCAGGCGUCCAAGGUGUCUCGCCGGGGUCGUCCCCCGCUCUGUGCCCACCCCCCUGUCCCACGAGCAGACAAGCGCCAUGGCUGCUACAUGUGCGGGAAGAGCUUUGCCUGGCGCUCCACGCUGGUGGAGCACCUCUACAGCCACACAGGCGAGAAGCCCUUCCGCUGCCCUGACUGCGGCAAGGGCUUCAGCCAGGCUUCCUCCCUCAGCAAGCACCGGGCCACCCACCGAGGGGAGCGGCCCCACCGCUGCCCUGACUGUGGCCGGGCCUUCACCCAGCGCUCUGCCCUCACCACCCACCUGCGGGUCCACACUGGCGAGAAGCCCUACCGCUGUGCUGACUGUGGCCGCUGCUUCAGCCAGAGCUCUGCCCUCUACCAGCACCAGCGGGUGCACAGUGGCGAGACUCCCUUCCCCUGCCCGGACUGUGGCCGCGCCUUCGCCCAUGCUUCAGACCUUCGGCGCCACGUGCGCACCCACACGGGCGAGAAGCCCUACCCAUGCCCAGACUGCGGGCGCUGCUUCCGCCAGAGCUCGGAGAUGGCAGCCCACAGGCGCACUCACAGUGGCGAGCGCCCCUACCCAUGUCCUCAGUGUGGCAGGUGCUUUGGCCAGAAAUCAGCCAUGGCCAAGCACCAGUGGGUCCAUCGGCCAGGGGCCAGGGGGCGCAGGGGCCGGGGUGCUAGUGGGCUGUCUGUGCCCCUAGCUCCUGGCCGAGGGGACCUGGACCCACCUGUGGGCUUCCAGCUCUACCCAGAGAUAUUCCAGGAGUGUGGGAGGUGGCCUCAAAAGUGACAAGGGAAAGGGUAAAGCUCUAGACAUUGCCUGAGGCCGAAGAUGGGCUCAGGGGCCUGAGCCUCUGGCAGCCUGCAGGGAGGGCUAAGGAUUCUUGGCAAGAGCUGGGCCUGGGGCAUGAGCACAGUUGCAUCGUAGGCCCUCACCAGCUUCAUCUGCUGACACCUUGCUCCCUCCUGCCCCAGACCAGAGGUUCCCUUUGCUGAGGCAGGGUUGAGGUAAGAACCCCCACUAAUCCUCCAUAUGGGGAAGCAAAGGCUGUUUCUUAGCUCAGAAGUGUUAAAGGGAGAACCUCAUUUUACCCAUUGUGUUUUUAUUGCACAAGUUAAAAACCGAUGGCCAUGUACUGAAUGUAUUUAUGUAUUUAUUUUGGCCCAGGCAGUGUUUUUAAGUGUAAUGAAUUUGUAGUCAAGAUUUAAAAGUCGGGAUAUUUUACACAAAAAUCCCAGUUUCUGGCUUCUCUUGAAAAAUCCAAAGAUUUGGCAACUCAACCCAAGCUCCCACAAAACCACAGUUGAUGGGAGCCGGGCAGCAGCUGCCCAUGCGGUCCUGCCACUCCUUGGCGGCUCAAACCAAGCAUCGGCGCCAGUCAUCAUGGCUCGCUUUUAGUGUUUUUGGUGUUUUUCUUAAAGUAGAGCAAAGAAGAACGUGAAGUAUUUUUUGAACCCACAUAUCUGCCAAAGCAGGCUGUCUCCACCUGGCAUUUCCCACUCAUCUGUCCGACCUGCUGGGCUCCUGUGGUCAUUUGAAUUUGCAAACUGUGGCCUACAGCAUUGAGGGUUUCUGGGCUCGGAGAGAAAGGAUGGCAGGUAGAAAGCACAUAUGUGACAUGGCAGCAGGAGAAAAGUAAAAGCAGCCUUUAUUUUAG
Propithecus coquereli (Coquerel's sifaka) is the source of this 2328-nucleotide messenger RNA. Its product is annotated as zinc finger protein 764-like. Gene Ontology annotation, cellular component: transcription regulator complex; PcG protein complex. Gene Ontology annotation, biological process: regulation of transcription by RNA polymerase II. The coding region runs from base 222 to 1460 and encodes 412 amino acids. The transcript is spliced from 3 exons. Gene Ontology annotation, molecular function: DNA-binding transcription factor activity, RNA polymerase II-specific; RNA polymerase II cis-regulatory region sequence-specific DNA binding. The record is from RefSeq and is a predicted model, not a curated record. Lineage: Eukaryota; Metazoa; Chordata; Mammalia; Primates; Indriidae.